AUGGAUGCUCUUCUUUCUGAAUUUUCAUCUCUUUCCUCAAACCUAUCUGCUCUGCUUCAAGGCUCAGUUUCUCUGACACUAACCUUACCAGCCAUGUUUGUCCUUAUCAUAGUACUGUGUUGUCUGAGGUUAUGGUCUAGAAAUGUGUACCUUCUUGACUUUGUCUGCUUUCUGCCUCCAAACAACCUUAGAAUCCCUCCCUCCAACUUCAUAGAACACUCUGAGAUCUGUGACUUCUCCAGAGAAGCCAUUGAUUUUGAGUCCAAAGUUUUUGAAAGAUCUGGGAUUGGACCUGAAGCUUGCAUGCCUGAUUCAGUUCAUGAGAUCCCACCUACUGACUCACUCAAGCAUGCCCAAGAAGAGAUUGAAUUGGUCCUCUUCACCAUUGUCCAAGACCUUCUUACCAAACACAAGGUCCACCCUAAGAACAUAGACAUCCUAGUAUCAAAUUGUAGCCUCUUCUGUCCCACCCCGUCCUUAACUUCCAUGAUCAUCAACAAGUUUGGUCUCAGAAGCAACAUAAAGAGCGUGAGCCUCAGUGGAAUGGGAUGCAGUGCUGGCAUGUUAUCAAUAAGCUUAGCUAAAGAUCUUCUCAGAGUUCACAAGAAUUCUUUAGCUUUAGUUCUAAGUAUGGAGGUUGUAGCUCCAAAUGGUUACAGAGGCACUGCCAAAUCCAAGCUGAUUCCCAAUGUACUGUUCAGAAUGGGAGGAGCAGCCAUUUUACUGUCUAACAGGAAACAAGACAAGAAAAUGGCAAAGUAUGAGCUAAAGCACCUUGUGAGGACUCAUUUAGGAUCUAAUGAUAAUGCCUACAAGUGUGUUUAUCAAGAGCCUGAUGAGGCUGGACAUGUGGGAGUGUCCUUAUCAAGGACACUUCUGCAAGUGGCUGCUCUGGCUCUGAGGACAAACAUCACAACUUUGGGCCCUCUUGUGCUGCCUUACUCCGAGCAGAUUCGCUUCUUGUGGUCCGCGAUUCGCCGGAGAAUCCAACAGGGAAGCAACCAGAAAGGAACAUAUGUGCCAAAUUUCAGAAAGUCCUUUGAGCAUUUCUGCAUACAUGCUGGGGGCAAAGGGGUGAUAGAUGCAAUAGAGGAGAGUCUGAAGCUGAGAAAGGAAGAUGGGGAAGCUUCUAGAAUGGCAUUGUACAGAUUUGGGAACACUUCAUCUUCUUCAAUUUGGUACGAACUGUGUUAUUUGGAGGCAAAAGGAAGAGUGAAGAAAGGAGAUAGGGUGUGGCAAAUAGCAUUUGGAAGUGGGUUCAAGUGUAACAGUGCAGUGUGGGAAUGUGUUUCUGAUAUUGACCCAACUGUGAAAAAUGCUUGGUCUGAUAUGAUCCAUUUGUAUCCACUUGAGAUACCUGAGUUUGACUAUUAAACAACAAUAACUACAAUGAUUACUUGUUUCCUUUCUUGUUUUUAAUUUUGCCUUGUGGAAAGCAUAGUUGAUG
Messenger RNA from Prosopis cineraria, 1447 nucleotides. RefSeq names its product 3-ketoacyl-CoA synthase 7-like. Gene Ontology annotation, biological process: fatty acid biosynthetic process. The transcript has a single exon. Gene Ontology annotation, molecular function: acyltransferase activity, transferring groups other than amino-acyl groups. Bases 1 to 1374 code for a protein of 457 amino acids. Lineage: Eukaryota; Viridiplantae; Streptophyta; Magnoliopsida; Fabales; Fabaceae. The record is from RefSeq and is a predicted model, not a curated record. Gene Ontology annotation, cellular component: membrane.